AUGAGUGCGCCAAAUACCAUCCCACCUCCUGGCGAGCCUGCGCCUGAACUGCUUGACGGCCGCAUCUGGGUCGACGGGUGCUUCGACUUUUUCCAUCACGGCCAUGCUGGCGCCAUGGUCCAGGCUCGCCAGCUCGGCAACGAGCUCUAUUGCGGCGUGCACUCCGACGAGGACAUCAUGGCCAACAAGGGUCCGACCGUCAUGAACCUCAAAGAGCGUCUCGCUGCCACCGACGCCUGCCGCUGGGUCACCCGCUCCGUCGGCCAUGCCCCCUAUGUUACCGAGCUGCCCUACAUCUCCCACUUUGGCUGCAAAUACGUCGUCCACGGCGACGACAUUACCUCGGACAGCGACGGCAACGACUGUUAUCGCUUCGUUAAGGAGGCUGGGCGCUUCAAGGUUGUUAAGCGCUCCCCAGGCAUCUCCACUACCGACCUCGUCGGCCGCAUGCUGCUCUGCACCCGCACCCACUUCAUCAAGUCUCUGGAGAAUGUCCUGGCUGGUACGGAGGGCGGCGGCACCGAAGAGGAGCGCAAGGCCACGGCCGCGGCCAUGAACGACAGGCUGGCCCUGUAUGCCACUGAUGAAACCGCCAAGGCUCCCGGUGCCGAAAUUUGGUUCUGGCGCGCGUCGCUCGAGGCCAAGUCGGAGGAAACGGCCCUUGAGAAGGGCGAGUUCCGCCAAUUCCUGGAGGGGCCUGGUCCUCAACCUGGUCAGCGCAUCGUGUAUGUCGAUGGUGGUUACGAUUUGUUUUCUAGCGGUCAUAUUGAGUUUCUGCGUAAUGUUCUCCUGGAGGAGGAAAAGCUCGCCAAGGCAACAGACUGGUUUGGUGAAGCGGCCGCGGCCAAGCGCAAGCAAGCAACUGGCAAGGACUAUGGUCCGUCAUACGUUGUCGUUGGUGUUCAUGAUGACAACGUCAUCAACUCAUGGAAGGGCGUCAACUAUCCCAUUAUGAACAUUUACGAACGCGGUCUUUGCGUUUUGCAAUGCAAGUACAUCAACGCCGUCAUUUUUGGCGCGCCAUUCACUCCCACGGAGCCCUACCUUACCAACCUACCCUGGGGCACGCCCAGCGCCGUCUACCACGGCCCGACCAAAUUCAUGCCGCUCACAUAUGACCCCUACACAGCGCCUAAAGCCCUCGGCAUCUACCGUCAGGUCGGCGCGCACGAAUUUGCCGACGUCAACGCCGGACAAAUCGUUGACCGCAUCAUGAAGAGUCGCGAGAUGGCGAGAAGCUGCGGCGAAGCAAUAGACAUCACCACGUAUGACCAAGAUGUGAUGUUGAAAGUAUAUUGCAGUUGUUCCGCGUACGAGAGUGUUCUGUAUAUUAAUAGGAUGGAUUGGGCCAAGGACCCGGCUAAUUAA
Akanthomyces muscarius is the source of this 1368-nucleotide messenger RNA. RefSeq lists its product as uncharacterized. Gene Ontology annotation, molecular function: ethanolamine-phosphate cytidylyltransferase activity. NCBI's taxonomy places the organism in Eukaryota, Fungi, Ascomycota, Sordariomycetes, Hypocreales, Cordycipitaceae. The transcript is spliced from 6 exons. Gene Ontology annotation, biological process: phosphatidylethanolamine biosynthetic process. Gene Ontology annotation, cellular component: cytoplasm. The coding region runs from base 1 to 1368 and encodes 455 amino acids. The record is from RefSeq and is a predicted model, not a curated record.